AUGCAUGUGUGUGUGCGUGAGAGAAAGCCGGAGCUUCUGAAACGAGCAAAAGCAAAAAGUAGAGUCGUGCUUCUGUUGGUUGUCGCAAAGACGGGUCGUCAAGAUGGCCAGAAGACAAGGCGGCCCUGGGCUGGGAGGUAUCCUGGGCCAGGGAAUAACCUGGGUCGUCCAGUCGACCGACUCAAUCCAAUCGAUUGCCUUCACUACCUCGGGUGCUAG
Molecule: messenger RNA, 219 nt
Organism: Protopolystoma xenopodis
Lineage: Eukaryota; Metazoa; Platyhelminthes; Monogenea; Polystomatidea; Polystomatidae
Source: the annotation of a GenBank genome assembly